ACUGCAUGCCAGCUGUCAGUUACAUACCGUUCGUCGAAUUUAAUUCUGCACAUUAAAUCUAUUUUAAUUCUGCACAGAAUAAGUGAAAUAAUAACAUAUAUACAAAGAAAUAUCUAUCGCAGUAUGUCUAAUGCCACUCCAAAUAUUGAUAAAGAACUGAACACUGCCAAUAGAGGUAGAGGUGUUUGGUUAGUUAAGGUACCCAAAUAUAUUGCUAAUAAAUGGGAUAAAGCGCCUGGAAAUAUUGAAGUGGGUAAACUUAAAAUAGUUAAACCAGAAGGACAAAAAUCACAGGUAUCACUAACAUUAUCAGAAGCCGUAUUAUGUCUCAAAGAACCAGGAGAAAUGAGUAUUCCAAAAGAACAUAGAUUAGACGUUUCUACUGUGACAAGGCAAACGCUAGGAGUUUUUUCUCAUAUGACACCGGAUAACACAGAUCCCUUAGAUACGAAACCUGAACUUUUAUUUAUGGAAGGUCGUAUUGUUCAAAAGUUAGAAUGUAGGCCCUAUGCAGAUAAUUGCUACAUGAAUAUGAAAUUGCAAUCUAUUAAAAAGGCAUCCAUGCCGGUGAGACAAGUUAAACAGCUAGACAGAGUUGUUCAAAAUUUCAAGCCUGUUUCAGAUCACAAAGCCAAUAUUGAAUAUAUGGAACGAAAGAAGGCAGAAGGCAAAAAGGCUCGUGAUGAUAAAGAUGCAGUAUUGGAAAUGCUUUUCUCUGCCUUUGAGAAACAUCAAUAUUAUAAUAUUAGGGACCUAGUUAAAAUUACACGACAGCCUGUCACAUAUUUAAAAGAAAUUUUAAAAGAAGUGUGUAAUUAUAAUUUAAAAAAUCCUCACAGAAAUAUGUGGGAAUUAAAACCUGAAUAUAGACAUUAUAAAGAUGAUCAAAAGGAAGAGGAAAAUGAAGAGAAAAAUAGUAGUGAUAGUGAUUGAUAAUGUGGUGAUAUUUUAGGUAUAUUAUUUUGAGAAUAAAAGGUGUUACAAUCUAAGUUUUCUAAUUUUAAAAAGUUUGAACACUAUUUAAUUUAUAUUUUUAUGUUUUAUAGCAUGUUGGAAAUGUACAUGAUAAAAGCAA
Ctenocephalides felis (cat flea) is the source of this 1075-nucleotide messenger RNA. RefSeq names its product general transcription factor IIF subunit 2 (gene TfIIFbeta). The transcript has 3 exons. The record is from RefSeq and is a predicted model, not a curated record. NCBI's taxonomy places the organism in Eukaryota, Metazoa, Arthropoda, Insecta, Siphonaptera, Pulicidae. Gene Ontology annotation, cellular component: transcription factor TFIIF complex. The coding region runs from base 124 to 933 and encodes 269 amino acids. Gene Ontology annotation, biological process: transcription by RNA polymerase II; transcription initiation at RNA polymerase II promoter.